Messenger RNA from Aspergillus mulundensis, 1461 nucleotides. Its product is annotated as 2EXR domain-containing protein. The record is from RefSeq and is a predicted model, not a curated record. Bases 1 to 1461 code for a protein of 486 amino acids. The transcript has a single exon. NCBI's taxonomy places the organism in Eukaryota, Fungi, Ascomycota, Eurotiomycetes, Eurotiales, Aspergillaceae.
AUGGCCUCGACAACCUUCCAUGCUUUUGGCCUCCUCCCACCAGAGAUCCGACGAGAGAUUUACAUGCUCGCAACCCCACCCCGUGUUGUGCACAUACAAGAAGAAGCUCAAAGCGAACAGAGCUUUGAAGAGCAGUUCAGACAACGGUUGGACAUUCGCGUACACCCGGACCUGGUUCACUUCGCACCGAUAUGGCGCCGCAGUAUUCCCGGGCCUGUCAGUCAACCAACUCUAGAGUCGUUCGGAGUGACGAGUAGUCGGGGUGGACCACAUCAACCUUGGCAAUCAACGAGGUCGACGCCGGAGAUCCCGCUGAGAUGGCUCCAUGAUUAUCCAUGGGUGGCCUACCAGAUUAUGCGCGAUAAUCGGCUGUACAGCCUUACGCCUGUGCCGCCAUUUCUGCAUGUCUGCCGUGAAUCUCGGAUGGUUUUGAUGCGUUGGGGAUACUCGCUCGCGUUUGAAACUCGCACGAAUGGUCCAGGGACAUGGUUCAAUUUCGAUAGGGACGUGCUGUUUGUGGACCAGGACGGGGGAGGCUUCGAUAUUCUCACGGGAUGUCCGUGGACUAUCCUCGGACAAUUUCAUUCAAAAGAUUUGAAGAGAAUACGAAAACUGGCACUCGGAGCGAGUGGAGGUUUUUUAUUCCCUUGGGAGCUCCACGAUUCAUGCCCAACGCUUGCACUCGCUAUUCGACUAUUUCCCAACCUGAAGGAGCUCCAAAUCGUCCAAUGGGAAGAAAACAAUUUAUGGCCCUGGCGGAAUUUCGGACAGAGCGGACCUGCUCAGCACCCAUGGUGCACCGGCACCGGCAUCAAGGACAUGGAAGGGGAGCUCUGCUCUCUGCCUGUGGAGGAAAUUGAUGCUCUGAUUCCGCUCCUCUCAUAUACGGACGGGAUUCGCACCGACAUGCCUGCCAGCGGUGUACUAGGCGAAAUGCUGAAAUGCCACAAGCUUAAGCAACAGACCGAUAUGGAACCAGUCCACGGUACUGGAAUCAGUAGCCCAGCUUCCAGCCUUGGCUUCUUCGAGCAUCAGCAGCAGCACCUGGAGCAGCGCCUCUCAACCCAUCGCGACAAAUUAGCACAGUAUCAUCAGCGGUUCGAACCAGGCCUUGAAACGUUCACCUGGCAGAUCCCGCGAGUACAAGCUGUGCAUAUAAUUCCGCCUUCCAUGGCAGCCUGCCUGCAACAUGAGCGACAGCUCGCCUGGGAAAAAUUUCAGAAGAUGAAACAGAACUGGCGGGCGCAGCGUACCAAGACGGCACUGCCACCACUACAUCUACACAGCAUGGUAUCAUAUCCGUGGACUGCUAGCCACCUAGACGAUUUGGAUGAGGACUUGUAUGACAUCCAUUUUGGUCCCUACUACGGUGAUGCUUCGGACGUCCUGUAUCAGCAUGCAAGGCAGUGGUGGGCCGAGGAGGGAAUGGUCUCUGCGCCAAGUUCUGAAGCUUUUUUCUAG